Molecule: messenger RNA, 2937 nt
Organism: Lampris incognitus (smalleye Pacific opah)
Lineage: Eukaryota; Metazoa; Chordata; Actinopteri; Lampriformes; Lampridae
Gene: kif5c
Product: kinesin family member 5C
Exons: 25
Coding region: 1-2937 (978 amino acids)
Biological process (GO): microtubule-based movement
Molecular function (GO): ATP binding; microtubule binding; microtubule motor activity
Source: RefSeq, a predicted model, not a curated record
AUGGUGGACGCGGCGGAGUGCGGCGUCAAAGUGAUGUGCCGAUUCAGGCCGCUGAACGAAUCGGAGAUCUCCAGGGGAGACAAAUACAUCCCCAAAUUCAAGGGCGAAGACACUGUGGUCAUUACGGGGAAGCCCUAUGUGUUUGACCGUGUCCUGCCACCCAACACAGGCCAGGAGCAGGUCUAUGAUACCUGUGCCAAGCAGAUCGUCAAAGAUGUUUUGGGGGGAUACAAUGGAACCAUCUUCGCCUAUGGCCAGACCUCAUCAGGGAAGACCCACACCAUGGAGGGUAAGCUCCAUGACUCCCAGCAGAUGGGCAUCAUCCCUCGUAUUGCCAGGGACAUCUUUGACCACAUCUACUCCAUGGAUGAAAACCUGGAGUUUCAUAUCAAGGUCUCUUAUUUUGAAAUCUACUUGGACAAAAUCAGAGACUUACUGGACGUGUCAAAGACCAACUUGGCCGUACAUGAGGACAAGAACAGGGUUCCCUUUGUCAAGGGCUGUACAGAGCGUUUUGUCUCCAGUCCAGAGGAGGUGAUGGAUGUCAUCGAUGAUGGCAAGGCCAACCGCCAUGUGGCUGUCACAAAUAUGAAUGAGCACAGCUCCCGCAGCCACAGCAUCUUCCUCAUAAACAUCAAGCAGGAGAACAUGGAGACCGAGCUGAAGCUGUCAGGGAAGCUCUACCUGGUGGACCUGGCAGGGAGUGAAAAGGUUAGCAAAACUGGGGCAGAAGGAGCGGUGUUAGAUGAAGCCAAGAAUAUCAAUAAGUCUCUCUCCGCUCUGGGAAAUGUCAUCUCUGCACUGGCUGAGGGAACUAAAACCCACGUGCCAUACCGAGACAGCAAGAUGACACGAAUCCUGCAGGACUCUCUGGGCGGCAACUGUCGCACCACCAUCGUCAUCUGCUGCUCCCCGUCUGCUUACAACGAGGCCGAGACCAAGUCUACCCUCAUGUUUGGACAGAGAGCGAAGACCAUCAAGAACACAGUGUCUGUCAACUUGGAGCUGACAGCAGAGGAGUGGAAGAAGAAGUAUGAGAAAGAGAAGGAGAAAACCAGGAGUCUGAAAAUCAUGAUCCAGAAACUGGAGAAUGAGCUCAAACGUUGGAGAAAAGGUGAGUCUGUUCCAGUGGAGGAGCAGCUCAGCAGCAAGGAGAAGAGGAGCGGCAGCGAGGCGACGCCCGUGAUCGAAACCUUGGCCCCUCCGCCAGCCCCGCUGUGCGAUGAGGAAAAGACGCAGUAUGAGAAGCUCAUCACCGACCUGUAUCAGCAGCUGGACGACAAGGAUGACGAGAUCAACCAACAUUGUCAGGUGGCCGAGAAGUUCAAGGAGCAGAUGAUCGAUCAAGAUGAGCUCCUGGCGUCUAACCGUCGGGACUACGAGCGUCUCCAAGAGGAGCUGUCUCGCCUGCAGCGGGAGAACGACGCUUCCAAGGAGGAGGUGAAGGAGGUGCUCCAGGCCCUGGAGGAGCUGGCCGUCAAUUACGACCACAAGAGCCAGGAGGUGGAGAACAAGAACCGCAGCAACGAGAUGCUCAACGACGAGCUCAACCAGAAGACGAGCACACUAGACGGCGUGCAGAGGGAGCUGGUCACCCUGCAGGAGCUGAGCAGUCACCACAGGAAAAGGGCAGCAGAGAUCCUCAAUCUGCUGCUCCGAGACCUCAGUGACAUUGGCAGCGUCCUCGGCACCACUGACCUCAAAGCUAUGACGGAGUCGAAUGGUGCAAUGGAGGAGGAGUUUACCAUGGCCCGUCUCUACAUCAGUAAGAUGAAGUCAGAGAUCAAGUCUCUGGUCAACCGCAGCAAGCAGCUGGAGAGCUCCCUUACCGACACCAGCCGCAAGAUGCAGGCCAAUGAGAAGGAACUGGCGUCCUGUGAAUUGCUCAUCUCUCAGCACCAAGCGAAGAUCAAGUCUCUGACUGACUACAUGCAGAACGUGGAGCAGAAAAAGAGACAGCUAGAGGAGAGCCAGGACGCCCUGAUGGAGGAGAUAGCCAAACUGCAGGCUCAAGAUAAAAUGCACGAGGUGACAGUGAUGGACAAGGAGAAAGAGCACAUGACCAGACUACAGGAUGCUGUGGAGAUGAAGAGGACCUUGGAGGAGCAGAUGGAGAACCAUCGAGAGGUCCAUCAGAAACAGCUGUCCCGCCUGCGAGACGAGAUUGACCAAAAGCAGAGGGUCCUGGAUGAGCUCAAAGAUUUGAACCAGGCUUUGCAGCUGGAGCUCAGGAAACUGCAGACGGACUGUGACAAACUGAAGGCCGAGGAACGAGAAAAGGACCAGAAACUCCAGAAACUGAUGUUCCUGAACGAAAAGAGAGAGCAAGCCAAGGAGGACCUGAAGGGUUUGGAGGAGACUGUGGCCAAAGAGCUCCAGACACUCUAUAACCUACGCAGACUCUUUAUCGAAGACUUCACUGUACGAGUCUCAAAUAGUACAGACAGCAACGGCGACGAGGCAGGUGGCAGUCUGGCUCAGAAACAGAGGAUCAUUUUCCUUGAGAAUAACCUGGAACAGCUCACCAAGGUCCACAAGCAGCUGGUGCGGGACAAUGCGGACCUGCGCUGUGAGCUACCCAAGCUGGAGAAGCGGCUGCGGGCCACAGCGGAGAGGGUGAAGUCCCUGGAGACGGCCCUGAGGGGGGCCAAGGAGGGCUCCAUGAGGGACCGCAAACGCUACCAGCAAGAGGUGGACCGCAUCAAGGAGGCCGUGCGCUCCAAAAACGUGUCGAGAAGACUGAACUCGGCGCAAAUAGCCAAGCCCAUCCGUGCCGGCCAUCAUCACCAACAGCACCCAUCUUCCUCUCCCUCGAUGGGACACUCAAUUCGUGGAGGCAGCGGCAGCGGCGGAGGCGUGUCCAGCCCGCGUCACCACUACCCCCGUCCACAACAACAACAGCUACAUCAGCACCACCUGCAGCCACGCAGCAAGUAG